Messenger RNA from Moneuplotes crassus, 987 nucleotides. NCBI's taxonomy places the organism in Eukaryota, Ciliophora, Spirotrichea, Euplotida, Euplotidae. The record is from the annotation of a GenBank genome assembly.
AAAGAAUAUGCAAGAGUACUCACAACUAAGAAAAAGAAGUAGAUUUUACAAAAGAAAUAAGUUGCCAAAUUGGACUAAGAACUCAAAAUAUAAAUAAGCAGACUAGCGUGAAAUAUCCAUUGAUCCCUAGAAUUCUUCCUAAAACUGAGUCAUUUUCUUCGAGACAGAUGAGCAUCCUCACUAAAUAAAGGAGAGACAAAAUUCAAAAUAAAGGGUCUGCAUGGACGGAAAAUGCUGCAAUCUCAAAGUCAACCUAAGAUCUCUUUACAAGGACAAGCUUCUAGAAAAAAUUGGCCAAAUUCUUUAAAUAAGGAUAUAAUAUCUAAAAACUCAACUCCUGAAAUCAACAACACUGUUAGCCUUAAGUCACUCAAAAGCUUCACGAAUCAACAUAUCAUCACUAAAUUCAAAGGAAAAAUUAUUGAGAAUGAAAGAGCCACUUCUGAACCUCCAAACAUCUCAAAUAGAAGAGAUUAUAAAAAAUGAAAAAUGAAAGACAUUUAUGAUAUUAGGGAGCCGAGUAUGCAUCCUUACAUAACACUGAACCCAACACCUAGAGCAAGUCAACUUGGCAAUGAGCAAUUACAAAAGCUAGAAGAGCCACCCUUAGUGCUAUCAAGUGAAGCAAACAAAUUCGCUUACAUCCCAAAAAGGAAGGAAUGCUGUUGGAAUAUUCCUAAGUUUCCUUUCUCAGCUAUAAGUUUCCAAAACAAUCCCAAAUAUGAUAACAUCAACUCCGGGUUACAAAGCCCUCAAAAGCAUAAAUAAGUUCUACACUCAGCGUUCAGUGCGCACAGGAGAAUUAAUAUCAAAACCUUCGUCAAGUAGACCCGGCUGAUUAAAACCAAAAGAAGCAGAAUAUUCGAAAUUCUUUAAGACGAUAUUCAUGACACCAAGAUACAAGCCAUUUAAAAUCUGGAAAUCAGCAAACAAAGGAAUCUGAAUCAGAAAUAAUAAACCUUAAGUAAGCAUAGAAGUUCGUAGUUA